AAUCUGGCAUUCUCAGAUGUAUUCUCAAUGUAGCGUCAAAAAUAGUCGGUAAAAUGUAUCGGCAAUUGUUUUUUAUAAACUUUCUUUUAGUUUUAAGUGAUUUUUGUGUUUGUCAAGUAAUGCAAUUUGGAGAGUGUGCUGUUGUUCGUCCGAUGGUACUUUUUGAAGUGGACAGGUUCACAGGACAAUGGUUUGUCAUCGAGCGCUUUCCGAACUGGUACGAGAAUGACGGCGCUUGCGCGUACCAGCGGAUCCAGUACUGCGCUCGACGCAUUGAAAUCGAACACGCGUACGUCAAGGACGGCAUCCAGUAUAUCCUGCACAUGAACUCAAGUUACACACCCGGGGCUGAAGCUGUGUUUGGUGUUCAGGAGAAUAGUGUUGAUUUGGUCGGUAUGCCCUUGACAGUGGUCAGUACUGACUACACGAACUACGCUGUCGUUCACGGUUGCAGGUACGAUGCGGGAUUAAGAUUGAAGUACAUUUCAGCAUGGAUACUCUCUCGGGAGCCAACGUUACCAGAGGAUCUCCUCAAACAAGCUCGCAACCAACUCACCUCCAUACCCUUCGCUAACGCGGCUUACCUGAAGUCCGUAGAUCAAAACGAAGACAAAUGUAAAUCAUACUGGACGGCUCAUGUUACAGCGGUCAACAUAAAUAAAGAUGAACUUAAAUAAAUUGACUGGAGACCUACGAUU
Molecule: messenger RNA, 698 nt
Organism: Trichoplusia ni (cabbage looper)
Lineage: Eukaryota; Metazoa; Arthropoda; Insecta; Lepidoptera; Noctuidae
Product: insecticyanin-A-like
Exons: 4
Coding region: 54-677 (207 amino acids)
Molecular function (GO): pigment binding
Source: RefSeq, a predicted model, not a curated record